Nanorana parkeri is the source of this 1038-nucleotide messenger RNA. RefSeq names its product Wilms tumor protein 1-interacting protein homolog. NCBI's taxonomy places the organism in Eukaryota, Metazoa, Chordata, Amphibia, Anura, Dicroglossidae. Gene Ontology annotation, biological process: cytoskeleton organization; regulation of DNA-templated transcription; negative regulation of hippo signaling. The transcript has 4 exons. Gene Ontology annotation, cellular component: P-body; nucleus; adherens junction. The record is from RefSeq and is a predicted model, not a curated record. Bases 148 to 1038 code for a protein of 296 amino acids. Gene Ontology annotation, molecular function: transcription corepressor activity.
CGGAGUGAUCCCGGCGAAAGGCGGGGUGAGGCGGUGACAUUCCUCAGGGUCGCAGUACCCAGUGUUCCUCCGCACAUUCCUCCGGCCGGGGAAGGCGGGAAGUAGUCCUCCGCGGAGGGAGUCUCGGGGCUCCUGCUUUCCCUCCCCAUGGAGCGCUUCCCGGAGGAGCUGAGCCUGCAGGCCGGCCGUAUGUUGGAGGAGCUGUGCCUGGAGGAGGCGGCCUGCCAGUCUGAGGUGGCUCUGCCAUGCUACACGGGUGAGAGGGGGAAGAGAUACUCUGCAGAGCUGUACAGGGGCACCUAUGAGGGGGUUCCCCAGGGCCGGGGUCCCCUGUACCACACCGGCAGCAGCCCCCGCUCCAGCGUCAGCGCCCUGAGCCCGCGUUCCAGCCUGGUCGUCCCCGGCGACAAAUAUGGCAGCCCGCGCUCCCGCCAGUACGAGGGUCCGGCGCUGACCCUGGCGAGCCCCCGCUCCAGCGUCUGCCUGCAGGACGGCCGGGCGGCCACGCUGGGGGCGUCGGUGGCCAGCCCGCGCUCCAGCAUCUCCAGCCACAGUUCCCGGAGUUCCCGCAGCUCCCGGGGGUCCCUGGGGGCAUACGGCGACCUGCCAGUGCCCUCCCCCCGCUCCUCCAUGCUGGGGCCCAGCGUACAGGAAGAGGAUCCCGGGGAGCCGUGCCACUACAGGGUCCUCGCCCAGUCCCCGCCGCGCCACGACCACCAGCAGCAGCUCGCCGAGGGGAUCUCCUACAACUUCAGCGCCGCCAAAGGCUCCGCCACGCUGCACCGCUUCAAGGUGCCGUACCAGGUGACGCCGUCCAAGGAGAGCGGGCCGAGCCAGGCCGAGAGGAGGCUGGAGGCGCUCACCCUGGAGCUGGAGAAGGAGCUGGAGAUGCACAUGAAGAAGGAGUAUUUCGGAAUCUGUAUAAAGUGCGGGAAGGGAGUGUAUGGAGCCAGCCAGGCCUGCCAAGCCAUGGGAAACCUUUUCCACACCAACUGCUUCACCUGCUGCUCUUGUGGUAAGUCCUUGCUUAGUGUCUGA